AUGUGUCCAUCCAUCUCUGCUUGGGUUGAUUUUUUAUACGGGCAACCAGCUAGGCUUUAUGUGGGGAAUGAUUAUAUUUGGUCUUCCACGGGGGUUCAGCAAGGGGAUCCUUUAGGGCCUCUUCUUUUUGCCCUUGUUUUACACCCUCUUGUUCUCCGAAUCAGAGAUCGUUGUAAGCUUCUUUUUCACGCCUGGUACCUGGAUGACGGGACCAUUAUUGGAGAUGCUACUCAGGUUGCCAAGGCUUUAGACAUCAUUAGAGUGGAGGGCCCCUCCUUGGGCCUCCUUCUCAACAUUAAAAAAACUGCAGUUUUUUGGCCUGCAUGCGAUGGGGUGAAGAUUCAGGAGGGUUUAUUUCCGCGGGAGAUUGGUAGGCCGGUGCAUGGUGUGAAACUCUUGGGUGGUGCUGUCAGUAGAGAUGGGCAGUUUAUUAGUGGGUUGGCCCUCAAAAGAGCCAAAUGUGCGGUUGAGCUGAUGGGAUGCCUCAAACGCCUUAAGGACCCUCAGAGCGAACUCCUUCUGCUUCGUUCGUGUAUGGGGGUUGCUAAACUGUUGUUUGGGCUUAGAACGUGUCAGCCUUCUUAUGUCGGGGAAGCCGUCUCUGUUUUUGACAAGGGGCUUCGGAAUACGAUCGAGGACAUUGUUGUUUGUGGGGGUGCCUUUUUCGGGGACCUACAAUGGAGGUUAGCUUCCCUCCCGACACGUUUUGGGGGGCUUGGGAUUUGCUUAGCUGAGGAUGCCUCUUCCUACGCUUUUGUGGCUUCAAGGGCCCAAUCUUGGGUUCUUCAAGACCACAUCCUUCGCGAAUGUGGGGGAGAGCUGUUGGACUCUGAUUACAAGGGUGCGUUGGACAAUCUGCAUAGUUCUCUUCCCGAUCUUGAUCUUGGCGGUUUCUACAUUAAAGACACCGCCCCCAUUAAAGCCUAG
Messenger RNA from Helianthus annuus (common sunflower), 927 nucleotides. RefSeq lists its product as uncharacterized. The transcript has a single exon. The record is from RefSeq and is a predicted model, not a curated record. The coding region runs from base 1 to 927 and encodes 308 amino acids. NCBI's taxonomy places the organism in Eukaryota, Viridiplantae, Streptophyta, Magnoliopsida, Asterales, Asteraceae.